GGAAGGAUUUUGGUAAGCUGGGAGUUGGGUCCUGAUAAGGGGGAGCAAAAUUUUGCGGAGGGGAAUGGGAAUUCUAGCAAUGAGAACGACAAAUUCUGGGAAACGGAAGAGAAGCAAGGCGAAUUCUGGAUUAAUGGAUGAAAGCAGUAGGGAUGCAGAGAAAAUGCGGUUUGCCUGUCACCAAUGCUUCCAUAGUUUUGAACAGAAUGUUGUAAUUUGCUCUAGUUGUGAAAGGAAGCGAUACUGCUACAAUUGCAUUGCUAAAUGGUAUCCUGAGCAAACACGGGAGGAUGUUCAAGCUGCAUGUCCUGUUUGCCGUGGUAAUUGUAAUUGCAAAGCAUGCUUACGUGCAUCUGUAAACUUGAAGAUCAACAGACAAGAAGCAGAUGAUCACGUCAGACUGCAACAUCUUCUGUACUUGCUUUAUAGAUUGCUGCCAGUCCUCAGGCAAAUUGAUGAUGAACAUAGGUCAGAAGUAAUAUUGGAAGCCAUGACACAAGGCAUUGAGGCAUCACAAGUGGAUGUCGUGAGGACUAAACUUGACAAGGAGGAGCGCAUAUAUUGUGAUAACUGCUAUACAUCUGUGGUGGACUUCCAUCGGGAGUGCCUCAAAUGUUCAUAUGAUCUUUGUCUUGCAUGCUGUCAAGAACUCAGAGAUGGCCAUCAACCUGGUGGCAGUGAAGCUUUUUCUGCUCACCAAAAAUUCAUGGAAAGACAACAUCAAAAUUUUUGUGUGGAUGGUGAGAAAAAUGUGCCAAGGAAAAGAUUUUGCUGGGAGACACAAGAUCCUCCUGUGCUAAAUGAUUGUGUUGUUGGUCUGCCCUGCUCUUUUCCUGAUUGGAAGGCAAACAGUGAUGGUAGCAUUCCAUGCCCCCCCAAAGAGCUUGGAGGUUGUGGUGAUGGGUUACUAGUGUUAAAGCGUAAUUUCAAAGCUAACUGGGUGGUCAAGCUACUAAAAAAUGCAGAGGAAUUGACAAGAAGUUUUCAGAAUUUAGAUGUUAAUACUGCUUUUGUGUGUCCUUUAUGUGAUUCUGUUUGUUCAUCUACUGAAAUGACUGAAGGGAGUUCAGGUGUUAGAAAAGCGGCUGGUCGAGAUAACAGCCAUGAUAACUUCUUGUACUGCCCAUUCUCGAGUGAUCUAGGAGUUGAUGAUAUGGACCAUUUCCAAAAGCAUUGGAUGAGAGGGGAACCUGUGAUCGUGAGAGGUGUUCUUGAUAAAACGGUUGGCCUCAGUUGGGAGCCAAUGGUAAUGUGGAGGGCUGUCAGAGAAACCAAGUCAAAAAAGUUUAAAGAGGAAGGACGUGUUGUGAGGGCCAUUGAUUGCUUGGAUUGGUGUGAGGUUGAAAUAAAUAUUCACCAAUUCUUUAAGGGCUACUUAGAAGGCCGUGUGCAUAAGAAUGGAUGGCCUGAAAUGCUGAAGUUGAAGGACUGGCCUCCAUCAAGUUUAUUUGAAGAGCGUCUUCCCAGACAUGGAGCGGAAUUCAUAUCUUCACUUCCAUUUCAUGAAUAUACCCAUCCACAAUUUGGUUUGCUGAAUCUUGCAACUAAAAUUCCUGAUGGGCGUGUGAAGCCCGAUUUAGGACCCAAAACAUAUAUUGCUUAUGGAUUUCGUGAAGAACUAGGUAGAGGUGAUUCAGUGACCAAAUUGCACUGUGAUAUUUCUGAUGCGAUAAAUGUUCUGACCCACACAUCUGAGGUGAAAAUGGCUAGAUGGCAGCAGGAUAAGAUAAAACAGAUGCAGAAGAAACACAGAGAUGAGGACAUUCUGGAAUUGUAUAAAAAUGCAGGAAAUUUAUCAGAGAAAGAAGCUGUUAAAGAGAAUGAAGGAUCAUGUGAACAUCCUGAACUGCUUAACUAUGAGUGUAAAAUUACUGAUGCUUCAUUUAAUACUUUGGAGAAUAACAUUAAGGCUGAAAAAUGUAUUGGUUCCACAGUGGAGUUUAACAGUCCAAUUGUUAUGAAUGGUGUAAGUGGUGGAGAUGAAAGUGCCCUUUGUAGGAAUUUAUGUUUCAAUGGGAGCAAGAAUAUAAUGUGUGAGUGUCAAUCAGACUGGAAGACAAUUUCAUUGAGCUCUUUAUCUGGUGAUGGUCAGUCUUCUUCCAAUCAGCAUGAAUUCAAGUUUCAAAUUGAAAAUGAAACAGUCUGCAAUAAGCAUGACAAAAUACCUGAAAGGGGCUUAUGUAAAACUUGUAGUAGCACACUUCAUGCUGAUGUCAAAGAUAAGACUGCUGUUGAAGAUGAAUCCUUGGCGGAUGCUGCUAGUGAAGAUCAAAAAGUUGCUGUGUCAGGGAUGGUGGGACCAAGUUUAGGUUCUGAAUAUUUGGAGCACAGAAACAUUCCAAACAUUAGUUUUGGAGGUGCUGUUUGGGACAUAUUCCGAAGGCAGGAUGUACCAAAGCUGAUUGAAUACUUGCAGAAACACAGAAAUGAAUUUCGCCAUAUUGAUAAUCUUCCUCUUGAUUCUGUUAUCCAUCCUGUCCAUGAUCAAACAUUUUUCUUGAAUGAGAGACACAAAAGACAACUCAAGGAAGAGUUUGAUGUUGAGCCUUGGACUUUUGAGCAGUACCUUGGUGAAGCAGUUUUCAUUCCGGCAGGAUGCCCCCAUCAAGUGCGAAACAGACAGUCUUGCAUCAAGGUAGCCCUUGAUUUUGUAUCCCCUGAAAAUAUUGGUGAAUGUGUUAAGCUAACAAAAGAGUUCCGAUUGCUUCCAAAAACACAUCGGGCCAAGGAAGAUAAAUUGGAGGUAAAAAAGAUGGCUCUAUAUGCUGCAAGUUCUGCUAUAAGAGAAGCAAUGGAAUUGCAAUCAAAGCUCAGGGUGGUGGUCUGAGGUCUUUUCUCUACAUCAAUUGGUAUCAGAACUUUGAGUUUUCUCUACAUCAAUUGGUAUCAGAACUUCGAGUUUUCUCUGAGGUUGUUUUGCUAAAUCAUUUAUCAAAAUAAUAAACCCAAGGGAAUAUUUUUCAAUUCUCUCCGUGGGGAACUCACCCUAUUGACCAAUACAUGUCGUACAUAUGAAGGAGGAAGAUAUUGUGUCCUUGAAUGCCAAAAAUUAUGAGUGGCAAUAAAAUUCCGUUUUCUUGAUACCAAAGAAUGGGAGAGAGAAACAGAUGGUUAUCAUUGAGUUUAUUAAGCAGAUGACAUAUGAUGAUGAGUCAAAGCCUUAAUUUGAAAUUGAUGUUGUGGAAGACCAAAGUUGUUUUAUUUGGCAACCUGUUUUCUCUAAAACACAAGGGAAUUAGUUCGGUGCGCACAUGAAAAGGAAAAGAGCAUUGUUUCUUUGAAUUUGACAAUUAUGGGCAGAGCUAAAAAUCUAUUUUGUCCACACCAACAUGCGAAGUGAAAGACGUAAAAUAUUGUUGUGAAUUUGUUAGAGAAACAACAUACAGUGAAGAAGCAAAGGUGACUUGUUGAAAUCGGUUUGACCUUGGUUUUCCACUUGGAAAACAAAGGUUAUUAGUCGACUAAAUAUUAUGCGUAUGAAGAGGACAUUGAACCUUAUAAUGUUCAAAUGUUGUGGACGGCGAUGAAGUUUCUAUUUUGUUGAUACCAGGAUGAGAUGAAGAGAUGAAUGAUUUGAUUUGAAUGAUUUGUUGUGAAGUUAUUGGGAUGAAAAUAAUCAAGGAAGGAGCGAAGAAGACUUCCUUUGAAAUCGAUGUUACAAAAUUCUUAAAGCUUGUUACUGUAUUUGGCAAACUAUUUUGCUCUUGAAGUCCAGUGAUUUUUAAAUGUAAAGAAAGAGGUCAUUGCACCUUUGAAUGUAAUUGAUUGUGAUUAGUGACAAAAUUGCAUUUAAUUGCAUUUUAUUUUAAUGUCAAA
Molecule: messenger RNA, 3816 nt
Organism: Dioscorea cayenensis subsp. rotundata (Guinea yam)
Lineage: Eukaryota; Viridiplantae; Streptophyta; Magnoliopsida; Dioscoreales; Dioscoreaceae
Product: lysine-specific demethylase JMJ25-like
Exons: 13
Coding region: 65-2827 (920 amino acids)
Biological process (GO): regulation of transcription by RNA polymerase II
Cellular component (GO): chromatin; histone deacetylase complex
Molecular function (GO): histone H3K9 demethylase activity; transcription coregulator activity; chromatin DNA binding
Source: RefSeq, a predicted model, not a curated record